UUCGAUGUUUCUCCACCUCUAGUCUUGAACCCACAUGACAAAAGACAACACUGUUUCGGACGCAACGCAACGCAGCGCGAGUGUAAUGUGUGAGAAGUAAAUAAAAUAUUUACAAAUAUUUACCAAUUUACAACAAAAUGGCUACUCCCGGGCCGAAUUGCGUGCACUAAAAAACAAACUGCGACCAAACGGGCAUUCGUAGAGCACUUAAAGCGGGCAAGAACGCGGAUUUGGCGUGUUUUUCGGGUUUGUUGUGCAGCAUGCGAGGCGUUUAUGUGUAAAUUCUUUCCUAGUGAAUUAUGUGCGAUUAACACCAAAAAAGACAGUAUAGAUAUCGGUACGCGUCACCUUUUGCGCCAAAUGUCUUAGAAUCGACGGGAUUGUGGCCAAAAUAAGAUGGCUCUCGAGCCACACACAAAGUCUACCACAAUCGAACCUCAAUUUCAGUGCCAAUACAAAGCAACAAAUGUGACAAAAACGAGAAAAUGCUCAAAUUAUAACAAUGCGGCGGCGGUGGGACGGCACUUGGCGAUCGGCGGCUUUCUACUGAUUUGCUUCGGCAUCUCAGCCAGUUGGCAGUACAAACAAGUUCAUGGCCCCAGCUCCUCAUCGCUGAUCGCCAGCCCGCCCGCCAGUGCUUUCGUCAACACCCCGGCCACCCUGCUCUUCACCACCCGGCACGACAUCCAGGUGGCGAACAUCACCAGGCCCACGGGCGGACCCCAGAUCGAUGUGAUCGUCCGGGAUUUGGCCGAGGCCAUGGCCAUAGACUUCUACUACGCCAAGAACCUGGUCUGCUGGACGGAUUGCGGCCGGGAGAUAAUCGAGUGUGCCCACACCAAUGCCUCCUCGCUGCUGCCGUUGUCGCGGGCACCGAAGCAAACUGUGAUAUCGACGGGCCUGGACAAGCCGGAGGGCCUGGCCAUCGACUGGUUUACGGACAAGAUCUACUGGACGGAUGGCGAGAAGAACCGGAUCGAGGUGGCCACCCUGGACGGACGCUACCAGAAGGUACUGUUCUGGACGGAUCUUGACCAACCCCGAGCGGUGGCCGUGGUGCCCGCGCGGCGUCUGCUCAUCUGGACGGACUGGGGCGAGUACCCGAAGAUAGAGCGGGCCAGCAUGGACGGGGAUCCGUUGUCGCGGAUGACCCUCGUCAAGGACAACGUCUUCUGGCCGAAUGGCCUGGCGGUGGACCUGAAGAACGAGCUGAUCUACUGGACGGACGGGAAGCACCACUUCAUCGACGUGAUGCGCCUGGACGGCGGUAACCGGCGGACGAUCGUCAACAACCUCAAGUAUCCGUUCAGCGUGACCUUCUUCGACAACCGCCUGUACUGGACGGACUGGCAGAGGGGUUCCCUCAACGCCCUGGACCUGAAAACCCGCGAGCUGAAGGAGCUGAUAGACACGCCGAAGGCUCCGAACUCCGUCAGAGCCUGGGAUCCCUCGCUGCAGCCCUACGAGGAUAAUCCCUGUGCCCACAACAACGGCAACUGCUCGCACCUCUGCCUGCUGGCCACCAACUCGCAGGGCUACAGCUGCGCCUGUCCCACGGGCGUCAAGCUGGUGUCGCCCAACACCUGCGCCAACGGCUCCCAGGAGAUGCUCUUCGUGGUGCAGCGGACGCAGAUCAGCAAGAUCUCGCUGGACUCGCCGGACUACACGAUAUUCCCGCUGUCGGUGGGGAAAGUGAAGUACGCCAUCGCCAUCGACUACGACCCUGUGGAGGAGUACAUCUACUGGUCCGACGUGGAGACCUUCACGAUCCGACGGGCGCACACUGACGGCACGGGAGUGACCGACUUUGUGACCUCCGAAGUCCGACAUCCAGAUGGCCUGGCGCUGGACUGGCUGGCCCGCAACCUCUAUUGGACGGACACGUCGACGGAUCGCAUAGAGGUGUGCCGGUUGGACGGCUCCGCCAGGAAGGUGCUGAUCUACGAGCACCUGGAGGAGCCGAGGGCCAUCGCAGUGGCCCCGUCGCUGGGCUGGAUGUUCUGGAGCGACUGGAACGAGCGCAAGCCCAAGGUGGAGCGCGCCUCCCUGGACGGAUCUGAGCGGGUGGUGCUGGUCUCCGAGAACCUGGGCUGGCCCAACGGCAUCGCCCUGGACAUCGAGGCCAAGGCCAUAUACUGGUGCGACGGCAAGACGGACAAGAUCGAGGUGGCCAACAUGGACGGCUCCGGGCGGAGGGUGGUGAUCAGCGAGAACCUGAAGCACCUCUUUGGCCUGAGCAUCCUGGACGACUACCUGUACUGGACGGACUGGCAGCGUCGCUCCAUCGACCGGGCCCACAAGAUUACGGGCAACAACCGGAUCGUUGUGGUGGACCAGUACCCGGAUCUGAUGGGCCUGAAGGUCACUCGCCUGAGGGAGGUGCGCGGCCAGAAUGCCUGCGCCGUGCGGAACGGUGGCUGCUCCCACUUGUGCCUCAACCGGCCCAGGGACUACGUCUGCCGGUGCGCCAUCGACUAUGAGCUGGCUAACGACAAGCGCACCUGCGUGGUGCCGGCCGCCUUCCUGCUCUUCUCCCGCCAGGAGCACAUCGGUCGGAUCUCCAUCGAGUACAACGAGGGCAAUCACAACGACGAACGGAUUCCCUUCAAGGAUGUGCGGGAUGCCCAUGCGCUGGAUGUCUCGGUGGCCGAGCGGAGGAUCUACUGGACGGAUCAGAAGAGCAAGUGCAUCUUCCGCGCCUUCCUCAACGGCUCCUAUGUUCAGAGGAUCGUGGACUCGGGGCUCAUCGGUCCGGAUGGCAUUGCCGUGGACUGGCUGGGCAACAACAUCUACUGGUCGGAUGCCGAGGCGCACCGCAUCGAGGUGGCCCGUCUGGAUGGCAGUAGCCGCAAGGUGCUGCUCUGGAAGCUGGUGGAGGAGCCGCGAUCUCUGGUCCUGGAACCGAAGCGGGGAUACAUGUACUGGACAGAGUCUCCGACGGACUCUAUUCGUCGCGCCGCCAUGGAUGGAUCCGAUUUGCAGACCAUUGUGACGGGAGCCAAUCAUGCCGCAGGCCUGACAUUCGACCAAGAGACCAGGCGCCUCUACUGGGCCACCCAAUCCCGGCCCGCCAAGAUCGAGUGCGCCGACUGGGAUGGCAAGAGGCGGCAGGUUCUCGUCGGCAGCGACACGGACGAGCCCUAUGCCGUGUCCCUCUACCAGGACUACGUCUACUGGAGUGACUGGAACACCGGCGACAUAGAGCGGGUGCACAAGACCACCGGGCAGAACCGAAGCUUGGUCCAUUCGGGCAUGACGUACAUCACCUCGCUGCUGGUCUUCAACGACAAGCGGCAGACGGGCGUGAAUCCCUGCAAGGUCAACAACGGCGGCUGCUCGCACCUGUGCCUGGCCCAGCCCGGCAGGCGUGGCAUGACCUGUGCCUGCCCCACCCACUACCAGCUGGCCAAGGACGGCGUCUCCUGCAUUCCGCCCAAGAACUACAUCAUCUUCAGCCAGAGGAACAGCUUUGGAAGAUUGCUGCCCAACACCACCGACUGUCCCAAUAUUCCGCUGCCAGUUUCCGGCAAAAAUAUUCGAGCCGUGGACUAUGAUCCCAUAACUCAUCACAUCUACUGGAUUGAGGGCAGAAGUCAUAGCAUUAAACGGUCUCUGGUGAAUGGAACCAAGGUGAGCCAGCUGGCCAAUUCCGGGCAGCCCUUUGACCUGGCCAUCGAUAUCAUUGGACGGCUACUCUUCUGGACGUGCUCCUAUUCCAAUAGCAUUAAUGUUACCAGCUUCCUUGGAGAGUCUGUGGGAGUUAUAGACACUGGAGACUCGGAGAAGCCCCGCAACAUUGCCGUUCAUGCCAUGAAGCGUCUUCUGUUCUGGACAGAUGUGGGCAGCCACCAGGCUAUUAUUCGCGCCCGGGUGGACGGCAACGAGCGCAUGGAGUUGGCCUACAAGCUGGAGGGAGUGACUGCCCUGGCCCUGGACCAGCAAUCCGACAUGAUCUACUACGCCCACGGCAAGCGAAUCGAUGUGAUCGAUAUUAACGGCAAAAAUAAAAAAACCCUUGUGUCCAUGCACAUCUCCCAGGUGAUCAACAUUGCCGCCCUGGGUGGCUUCGUCUACUGGCUGGAUGACAAAACUGGCGUGGAGCGGAUCACCGUCAAUGGCGGCAGUCGCUCUGCUGAGUUGCAACGCCUGCCCCAGAUCACCGACAUCCGGGCUGUGUGGACACCAGAUCCCAGGGUGCUGCGGAAUCACACCUGCCUGCAAAGUCGCACCAAGUGCUCCCACAUCUGCAUUGCCAGUGGCGAGGGUAUGGGUCGCUCGAGGGACAUUUGCUCCUGCCCCAAGCACCUCAUGUUGCUGGAGGACAAGGAGAACUGUGGCGCCUUCCCGGCCUGCGGACCAGACCACUUCACGUGCGCGGCUCCCGUGUCGGGCAUCGGCGAGGUGAACAAGGACUGCAUACCAGCAUCCUGGCGCUGCGAUGGCCAAAAGGACUGUCCGGACAAGUCCGACGAAGUGGGCUGUCCUACUUGCCGGGCGGAUCAGUUCAGUUGCCAGUCGGGCGAGUGCAUCGACAAGUCCCUGGUCUGCGAUGGCACCACCAACUGCGCCAAUGGCCACGACGAAGCGGACUGUUGCAAGCGUCCUGGCGAGUUCCAGUGUCCCAUCAAUAAGCUUUGUAUAUCCGCCGAAUUGCUCUGCGAUGGCUGGGAGAACUGUGCCGAUGGAGCUGACGAAUCCUCGGAGAUCUGCCUGCAACGCCGCAUGGCACCCGCUUCGGACAAGCGCGCUUUUAUGAUUCUGAUCGGGGCCACCAUGAUCACCAUCUUCUCCAUUGUCUAUCUGCUGCAGUUCUGCCGCCGCAGCAGGACCGAGCCCAAGGACGACCAGGCCUCCGAUCCUUUGUCGCCUUCGACGCUCAGCAAGUCGCAGCGUGUUUCCAAGAUAGCCUCCGUGGCGGAUGCUGUCCGCAUGUCCACUCUGAACUCCCGCAACAGCAUGAACUCCUACGAUCGGAACCACAUUACGGGCGCAUCCAGUUCGACGACGAACGGCAGCAGCAUGGUGGCAUAUCCCAUUAAUCCGCCGCCUUCGCCGGCAACCAGAUCACGUCGUCCGUACAGGCACUACAAGAUCAUCAACCAGCCGCCGCCACCGACGCCCUGUUCCACGGACAUCUGCGAUGAGUCCGAUUCGAACUACACGAGCAAGUCGAACAGCAAUAACAGCAACGGCGGCGCCACAAAGCAUUCUUCCAGCUCGGCGGCCGCCUGCCUCCAGUACGGCUACGACAGCGAGCCGUAUCCGCCGCCGCCGACGCCGCGCUCUCACUACCACAGCGAUGUGCGCAUCGUGCCGGAGUCCUCCUGCCCCCCAUCGCCCUCUUCGCGGAGCUCCACGUACUUUUCGCCACUUCCGCCGCCACCAUCGCCCGUGCAAUCGCCCAGUCGGGGAUUCACGUAACAUUUUGAGAUUUAUAUCUAAGGGCGCGGAAGGAAGAAACAUAUCAUUAUACUUUUGUUUGUUUUCAUCGCUUGGGGAGUUGAUCGUUUUACGGAUUUUUAUUAUUAUUAUUUUUUUUUUGUCAAAAUUCUUAUUUCUAAAACUGAUUUGUAAAUAUGUAUGUGUGUUUAAUUGGUCAUUUAAGGCUUUAACUAAUUUUAAUCGUAGCUCGUAAAGAGAGAGCGUCCAUGCCCGGCGGACUAAUUCGAUCUCGUUAAGUUUCAUUUUGCCAGAAGAUACAGAUACCCGAUUAUGUAGAUUGCAGCCGUACGAUGCAUGGCAACCAUAUAUGUAAUAGACUGCAGAUUUUUGUAAGCGAAAUGCAAUUAUUAGCAAUUAAAUUAGUCGUAAAUUAUCAAAUAUUCGAUAAGUCGUAAGUCUUUUGUAAUUCUGUGUGCCAAAUUUACCGAAACAGCAGACCAGACAGAGAAAUUCACAUUUUUCACAUUGAUUUAAACCUACUUAUAUACCUACUUAUAGUGUAUGGAAAUUAUUGAUUUAAAAUGCAUUUAACAUCUAGACAUGAUUUAAACUAAGUUCUAAAAUGUAAAUAGAUAAUUCUCUUUUACAAAAAAACAAAACAAAAAAAAACAAGCAAUAUUGACAAAUUUGCAAAUAAUUCAACUGUCUUCUUAAUUGUUAUAAACACCAAAAAGUGCCUCAGUAAUACGUGUGUUUUAUUGUUUAUUCUUUAAUUCUCCUAUAUCAUUUAUUCAUAGAUAAUACAAAUAAUAGUUAGUUACGCGUACGUAGUAGUGUUUUGCAAUAAUUAAAUGGAAGUAAAAUCAUAUUUAUAGUUAAUUUUAGAGAGCGAACUUUGUAACAAAAACCAUACAACAAAUAUUUUUAAAUGUAAAAUGCAGUAUUUUUAACAAAACUAUA
Drosophila ananassae is the source of this 6342-nucleotide messenger RNA. RefSeq names its product low-density lipoprotein receptor-related protein 6 (gene arr). The record is from RefSeq and is a predicted model, not a curated record. The transcript has 7 exons. The coding region runs from base 397 to 5421 and encodes 1674 amino acids. Gene Ontology annotation, molecular function: protein binding. NCBI's taxonomy places the organism in Eukaryota, Metazoa, Arthropoda, Insecta, Diptera, Drosophilidae.